UUUAAUAAAGAAAGAUAUUUCACCUGCCCAGCAGGAAGAGGUUUCUUUGUUUUACUGGAGCAUUGCCGACCAGAUUCCCGCUUUGCUAAUUCACCAACCACUGAUGUCAGUUUAAAUGCUGAAAAAGACAGGCGACUUAUGGAGGAAAAUGAACCAGGAGGAAACGUUCACAGGCUGGUGAGAGAACUGGAGGAACAGGUGACACAUUUGCAAGCAGAACUACGAGAGAAAGAGUUGAGAGAGACCAGCUUACAUGAAAAGCUGAAGAAAAAAGAACAACUUGAAGAAACUUCAAGGAAACAAUCGACUGAGAUAGAGCAGCAGCUGACAAACCUGCGAGAUGUAACUCAGCAAAUGACAAUUGUCCAAGGGCAGCUACAAGAAAAAAAUGAAGAAACUGCUUAUAUACAGAAUCAAGCUAGUGCCCUAAGGCAACAACUGGUGGAAAAAGACCAGGAAAUGAAUGAAUUGGAAACAACUCUGUCCACAGCUCAGGAUGAGUUACGUGAACAUCAACGACAACUGAGAGAUGUAACCCAGCAAAUGACGAUUGUCCAAGGGCAGCUACAAGAAAAAAAUGAAGAAACUGCAAAUUUACAGAAUCAAGCUACUGCCCUAAGGCAACAACUGGAGGAAAAAGACCAGGAAAUGAAUGAAUUGGAAACAACUCUGUCUACAGCUCAGGAUGAGUUACGUGAAUAUCAACGACAACAGUCUCCUGAGUGGAUCAUUUCACGGGAUCACAUUCAGCUGACGGGUAGGUUUCUCGGCAGAGGAGGCUGGGGAAGUGUUGUCGAAGGCAAAUAUUGUGGUUGUUCUGUUGCAGUGAAACAGAUCCAUGAGUUGAUUCUCUCUCCUCACAACCGCAAAUUAUUUGAGCGAGAAAUGGAUAUUGCAUCAAGAUGCCGCCACCCUUGUUUGCUGCAGUUCAUCGGAGCUACAAAUGACGAAGGGAAUCCAUUGUUUGUAACAGAGCUCAUGGAAACAAGUUUACGCACUCUGUUGGAACAGAGAACUCUUUCUGAGGCUGAAAUGUCUUUUAUUUCCCUGGAUGUAGCUCGGGCGCUAAACUACCUUCACCAAAAGCAACCAUCUCCUAUUAUUCACCGCGACAUCAGCAGCGCAAAUGUGCUACUUUGGCGACAGGGCGAACAUUGGCGAGGCAAAGUGUCAGAUUAUGGAACCGCCAACUUUAUGCAGCAGACCAUGACAGUUGCUCCUGGUGCCAUGAUAUACAGUGCUCCUGAAGCACUUACUAAAAAUCAAACUGUCAAGGUUGAUGUGUACAGUUUUGGGGUCCUCCUCUGUGAGAUGUGCAUCCGGGAAUUGCCAGAUCCAGUGAGGCGUGAUCGGCAAGUCGCCAUGGUUAAAAACAAAUUGAAUCGAGCCCUUAUCCGGGGAUGUUUGCAAUCGGAACCCGAGGCGAGACCAAGCAUACAGGAGAUCAUUGAUGAACUUGAGGAACCUGUUUAA
Messenger RNA from Pocillopora verrucosa, 1473 nucleotides. NCBI's taxonomy places the organism in Eukaryota, Metazoa, Cnidaria, Anthozoa, Scleractinia, Pocilloporidae. The record is from RefSeq and is a predicted model, not a curated record.